Plasmodium adleri (nom. inval.) is the source of this 1902-nucleotide messenger RNA. Its product is annotated as conserved Plasmodium protein, unknown function. The transcript has a single exon. Lineage: Eukaryota; Apicomplexa; Aconoidasida; Haemosporida; Plasmodiidae. The record is from RefSeq and is a predicted model, not a curated record. Bases 1 to 1902 code for a protein of 633 amino acids.
AUGGAAGAAUGUUACACAUAUUUAUCAACAGAAGAUAAUGAUAGGACAGAUAAAUCGCUCAGAAAAAAAACAAAUAUAAAUCAUUUUAAGCAGUUUUAUAUUUUGCACGAUAAAAAUAAAGAAUGUAGUAAGCAUAUAGAAAAGAAUUUUUUAGGAAAUAUAUUUAUAAGUAAGAAACUAAAAAAUGAAGAAGACACUUUAGGAGAUUCAAAAGAAUUAUGUAGGACAGUAAAUGAUACACUUACUUCUAAUUACUUUUUUAACAAUAAUAAACAAAAUAUAUCAGAAAUAACACAACUUGAUAAAAAUAUAAAUAUUUUAAAUUCAAAGGAUCAACAAUAUUGUGAUGAUGAGGAAAUUCUUUUAUAUAAUAUUCGUAGAAUGUAUGAAUCGAAUACUAAAUAUUGUAAGAAUGAAGAAACAGAAAAUAUUAAUUCAAAUAUAUCAAAUGUAGAUUGUUUUAAAUAUAAUAAUAAUAUAUAUCAAAAAAAUUCAGAAUAUAAUUCUUCUACAAAUGAAUCAGAUAUAUUUCAAAGUGUAAGAUCUAGUAAAAGUUAUAAUGAUAUAUUCACACAUUUAAACAAGAAGAAAAAGAAAAAUAAAAAAAAUAAAUUUAUUCAUAAUUAUGAAAAUAUGGUUAAUAUGAAACGUACACAUAUGAAUAAUAUAGGAGAUAUAAAAAAUCAACCUCUUGAAAAAUAUUCAGAAGAAUUUAUGAAAAAGGAAAAAAUGGAAGUAGCCAGUCUUUCCUUUAAAUCACUUUCAGAUGAUGAAAAUAAUUAUUCAUUCAUACAAACGUUUAAUCAUAUAAAUCAAAAUAUAUAUAUAAAGGAAAAUAAGAAAAACAUGAAAUAUAAUAACAAACAUAAUGAUGAUAACAAAAAAAAAUUAAAAAAUUCGAAUGUACUUCCUACCAAUUUUUUAUUAUCUCAAAAGGAUAUCAAAAAAUGUUCAGUAACUACUAAUGAAAAAUUGGAAAAGGAAGAAUAUAAAGAUAAAAAAAAUAUGUCAUAUAUAAAAAAUAAAAAUCUUCAUAAGAAUACCAAGGAUAACAUGAAAAAACAAAACAAAAUAAAUAUAAAUAAAUUUAAAAUGACGAAUAGUAUUGUUCAAAAUGUUCAUUUGAGAAAUUUACAAGAAAAUGAUACAAUCAAAAAUUUUUCAGAAAAAAAUAUAGAAAAAUAUAAUGAAUCUAUAGAAAAAAAUAAAUUAUAUGAAUCAUUAAAACAUAUAAAUAAAUCACUUAUUAGAAAAUCAUCAAUUUGUUCAUAUGAUAAAUUGGAAAAUUUUAAAAAUAAUUUUACUCAAAUUAAAAAAAAUGGAAAAAAUAAUACAUAUACUAUAGAUAAAAAAUUAGAAAACUCAUCAAGUAUAAAUAAAUACAAAUCAAAUAACUUUUCACAAGAUAAAGGAAUAUAUGAAGGUCUUAACAAAUACAAUACAUUUUCAUCAUUCAAAAAUUAUGAAUUAAAUAACACAAAAAUGGUAUCUUCCUUAGAUGAAAAUAAAAGUCAGAAUAUUAUAAGAAUGUCAAAAGAGAAAGAUAGUAAUGUGACAAAUAAUUUACAUAUACAAAAAUAUACAUAUAAUCAACAAGAUAAUAAAAAUAUUAAAUAUAUGUAUAAUUUGAAAGAUCCAUAUAAUUUGAAAAAAGUAAAUACUAAAUCUAUAGGAGUACAAAUAAACGUUAAAAAAAAAACAUCUACCAAAAAAAUAAACACUGUGAAUAUAUUUUAUUUCGAUCAUGUAAAAAGAAAAAAAAUCCCCAAAAUUAAAUAUAAAACUAUUACACAAAUAUAUAACUACGAUUUUGAUGCAAUAAUAGUUAAAGAUGGUCACAUAAUUUCAAGAAAAAAGGACCCAUUAAAAGAAUUGUUCCAAAAUUUUUUUAAAAAGGUUUAA